AGCGGCGCCUGGCGCGGGCCGCGGGGUCGGGGCUGUGCUUGGCUGGGUGCUGCGCAGCUUGCCUGAGUUGCCGUCGUCCCUCCGGCCACCAUGGCCACCGACUCGUGGGCCCUGGCGGUGGACGAGCAGGAGGCAGCUGUGAAGUCGAUGAGUAGUUUGCAGAUCAAAGAAGAGAAAGUCAAGCCAGACGCCAACGGUAUAAUCAAAACUAGUACCACUGGAGAGAAGACAGAUGAAGAAGAGAAAGAGGACAGAGCUGCCCAGUCUUUGCUCAACAAGCUGAUCAGAAGCAACCUCGUGGAUAACACAAACCAAGUGGAAGUCCUGCAGCGGGAUCCGAACUCUCCCCUCUACUCAGUGAAGUCUUUUGAAGAACUUCGCCUGAAGCCACAGCUUCUCCAGGGAGUCUAUGCUAUGGGCUUCAAUCGACCAUCCAAGAUACAGGAGAAUGCAUUGCCAAUGAUGCUUGCUGAACCCCCACAGAAUCUGAUUGCCCAGUCUCAGUCUGGUACUGGAAAAACGGCUGCCUUUGUCUUGGCUAUGCUCAGUAGAGUGGAGCCCACAGACAGAUUCCCUCAGUGUCUGUGCCUCUCCCCAACAUACGAGCUGGCGCUUCAAACAGGCAAAGUGAUUGAGCAGAUGGGCAAAUUUCAUCCAGAACUGAAGCUUGCUUAUGCUGUUCGAGGCAAUAAAUUAGAAAGAGGUCAGAAGAUCAGUGAGCAGAUUGUCAUUGGCACCCCUGGGACUGUCCUAGACUGGUGCUCCAAGCUCAAGUUCAUUGAUCCCAAGAAGAUCAAAGUAUUUGUUCUGGAUGAGGCUGACGUGAUGAUAGCUACUCAGGGCCACCAAGACCAGAGCAUCCGCAUCCAGAGGAUGCUGCCCAGAAACUGCCAGAUGCUGCUUUUCUCUGCCACCUUUGAAGACUCAGUGUGGAAGUUUGCCCAGAAAGUGGUUCCAGACCCCAACAUUAUCAAACUGAAGCGUGAGGAGGAGACAUUGGACACCAUCAAGCAGUAUUAUGUCCUGUGCAAUAACAGAGAGGAGAAGUUCCAGGCCCUGAGCAACCUGUAUGGAGCCAUCACCAUUGCUCAAGCCAUGAUCUUCUGCCACACCCGCAAGACAGCUAGCUGGCUGGCAGCAGAGCUCUCAAAAGAGGGCCACCAGGUGGCUCUGCUGAGUGGCGAAAUGAUGGUGGAACAGAGGGCUGCAGUGAUUGAGCGCUUCCGAGAAGGCAAAGAGAAGGUUCUGGUGACCACCAACGUGUGUGCCCGUGGUAUCGACGUUGAACAAGUAUCAGUCGUCAUCAACUUUGAUCUGCCCGUGGACAAGGACGGGAACCCAGACAACGAGACCUACCUGCACCGGAUCGGGCGCACAGGGCGCUUUGGCAAGCGGGGUCUGGCGGUGAACAUGGUGGACAGCAAGCACAGCAUGAACAUCCUCAAUAGGAUCCAGGAGCAUUUUAAUAAGAAGAUAGAAAGAUUGGACACGGAUGAUUUGGACGAGAUUGAGAAAAUAGCCAACUGAGAAGGCCGCCAGCGUCUGUUGUGCUCCAGCGCCACUCCGUGCUGUCCCCGUAGGAGACCAGUGCUCUCAUGGCUUAGGUCUUGACGUCACCUCAGAGAAGAAGGCCCGCGUAGAAAAACUACCUACCUCAUUCAGAAUUACGUUUGGACUUGACAAAAAUAUGUGCAAAUAACAGGGGAAAAUCAAAGGAAAAAUAUGCAUCUUGGAAAACAGUCCUCUCCUCUAUCCCUUUUUUAAACCAUCCCCACUUCUUUAUGGUUAACAUGACUACCCUCCUCUCUGGUUUGGCAUUGUUAGGACCCUCUAGCCCCAGGGCAGGGGAUGGGUGGAAGGUCAGACUGACUGACUGUGACCCAGCCAUCAUGGGUAGAGUGAAGUUCCAGAGGCCCUGAGCUGCUCCUACUGGACUUCCGUGUCUCCUGCCUGGAAUCCAGCCACAUUCCAGCUGGUCUGUUUCCCCACUGUAGAAGCUGUCACUUGUCACUCUUCUCCCAAUAAGCAUCUUGGCUGCUGGUCAUGUGCUUCAGAGUGGGGAAGAAGAUAGAAGAAAGCAAAUCACAGACUCUUAAGAUUGGUGGGGCAAGGGGAGACACAUUUUUGAGGAUGGGAUCUGCCCAUUCCCAGCCACUCAGCUGCUCCACACCGGGUGCUCAGUCACAGCAGCCAGGACAGUGGGUGAUUUUCUGAGCAUUCUUGGCUCCGAUAAUUGGUUCUAACCUGGACUUUUCAUGUCAUGCCUGGAGCCAAGCUGCAGUUUGGAAAGGAAGUUAUGACCAAGCAAACACUCAUGCUGUUCAAAAUAGCAGACUUAUGGGUUACUUCAUUCAUACAUUGUAUGAAUAAGUCAGAUAAAUUAUAGUUAUACACCAUUCAUUAUGAGAAAUUUUAAAGUAAUUAUGACAGACACUUUACUAAUCAUGAUUUAUUUGUAUUUUUCUGCUUACUAGUCUAAUAUAUGCUCAUUAAAAAUGUGUGUGUGUGAAAAUGCUCUGUCCCACACAGGA
Jaculus jaculus (lesser Egyptian jerboa) is the source of this 2531-nucleotide messenger RNA. Its product is annotated as ATP-dependent RNA helicase DDX19A. NCBI's taxonomy places the organism in Eukaryota, Metazoa, Chordata, Mammalia, Rodentia, Dipodidae. Gene Ontology annotation, cellular component: cytoplasmic stress granule; nucleus. Gene Ontology annotation, molecular function: RNA helicase activity; RNA binding; ATP binding. The transcript has 12 exons. The coding region runs from base 91 to 1527 and encodes 478 amino acids. The record is from RefSeq and is a predicted model, not a curated record. Gene Ontology annotation, biological process: poly(A)+ mRNA export from nucleus.